Lachancea meyersii CBS 8951 is the source of this 831-nucleotide messenger RNA. The record is from the annotation of a GenBank genome assembly. Lineage: Eukaryota; Fungi; Ascomycota; Saccharomycetes; Saccharomycetales; Saccharomycetaceae.
AUGCAAGUAAAUCUGACACUGCCGUUGAAGUGGGCUCAAUGUUGGGGAUACGCGAUGAUUUUGGUGUUGGUGAACUUCUUGCUCAUUUUUCCGCUAUCGAGCUUCCUUUUCCACGACUUUUACUCGCGUAUGAUCCCGCCAGACUCGAUUCAAACUGUCCCGUUCUCUGAGAGCAGACGAGAGAUGGGCAGCUGGGCUGGCAAGUCCAGUUUCCAAUUUGAAUUUGAGCGAGUUUCGUCGGAGACUGCAGUGCUACCGGAAAUCCACGCUAACGGGUUUUCGCAAAAGAUUCCCCUCAGAGCCGACAUACCUUAUAACAUGAACAUUGACCUCGACGUUUAUUGUUUGAAUAAAGUGACGGACCUUAACAUCAAAGAUGGAGAGCUCACCAUUUCCGUGUGCAGAGCAGGAAUUGGUGGGAUAACUGUGUUCCGCAAAACUCUACUGUUGAGUUGCGCUAACACUAGAGAUAUCCCAAACAUGGGUGGGAAUGGGAGACUCGCUACGUCUUUUGCUCAGCAGGUGCAAAAAGAGCUGGUUAACUUCUUUCACUUGGAAAAUCCCAUCUUCUUGGAGCACGAUAUGAAACGCUUAGAGAUAACCCUAAAAUUUGCAGGAAAUGCCAACGUUAUUAUCGAUCCUAAUCUUUCCGCCUUAACCUUUUCGAUGAAUUUCGAUCACAGCUUGCGUAAUCUGAUGGUAAGGUGGAAGAGAUUGGCGUACGUCUUUGGUACUCUCAUUUUCAACGCCAUCAUCUCGUUCUUCUUCUUGACCGCGUUUGCUGUGACCUUCUUUCGUGCCGGACACUCUAGAAGUCACAAACCAGUAUGA